Striga asiatica is the source of this 432-nucleotide messenger RNA. The record is from the annotation of a GenBank genome assembly. Lineage: Eukaryota; Viridiplantae; Streptophyta; Magnoliopsida; Lamiales; Orobanchaceae.
AUGGGCGAGUCGUUAGGCGCACGGCGCGACAUCGUGGGGCACGACGCUUGUCGCGAGCGCGAUGUUGCCGCAGAAGAGACGAUGAAUCAAGCUACGAAAACGCGCGAUGGCCUGGUUUUUGGGUUCUGCCUGAAUUGGACUGGUUCUGCACGUUUGGGCCCAACGAGGCUGCGAUGUCGUGGGUCUAGAUUUGGUAGCCGUGCGAGGAUUGAGAGAUUCUUGAUCUGGCCAGCAAUCGAGAAAAUUGUGGUGGGCUGUUAUUGGAGGCCCGGUAAAUCAGGGCACUGGAGGGAUCUGUUUGCAUCUUUGGGCGUUUCGCAAGUGGGCUUCAGCGACAUUGUCGGGCCCAUUGGGGAUUGCGUUGUGAGGAGGCCCAGCAUUCGAGGUUUCAUGUGGAGACUAGGCGGGCCCAACUUGCUCGUGCUUUGCUAG